Fusarium poae is the source of this 534-nucleotide messenger RNA. RefSeq lists its product as uncharacterized. The transcript is spliced from 2 exons. Lineage: Eukaryota; Fungi; Ascomycota; Sordariomycetes; Hypocreales; Nectriaceae. Bases 1 to 534 code for a protein of 177 amino acids. The record is from RefSeq and is a predicted model, not a curated record.
AUGCCCACAGGCACAAGGAAGGAAGAGGAAGAGGAAGAGGAAGAGGAAGAGGAAGAGGAAGAGGAAGAGGAAGAGGAAGAGGAAGAGGAAGAGGAAGAGGAAGAGGAAGAGGAAGAGGAAGAGGAAGAGGAAGAGGAAGAGGAAGAGGAAGAGGAAGAGGAAGAGGAAGAGGAAGAGGAAGAGGAAGAGGAAGAGGAAGAGGAAGAGGAAGAGGAAGAGGAAGAGGAAGAGGAAGAGGAAGAGGAAGAGGAAGAGGAAGAGGAAGAGGAAGAGGAAGAGGAAGAGGAAGAGGAAGAGGAAGAGGAAGAGGAAGAGGAAGAGGAAGAGGAAGAGGAAGAGGAAGAGGAAGAGGAAGAGGAAGAGGAAGAGGAAGAGGAAGAGGAAGAGGAAGAGGAAGAGGAAGAGGAAGAGGAAGAGGAAGAGGAAGAGGAGGGUAGCCUGGCCACUAGAGUGAGGACUGGAAUUGAAGAAAGUGAUGGAGGCGUCAAGAUGGAAAUGGCAAUAGCAGGCCCCCCCGAUGAUAUGAAGAAAUAA